GCCGGCGCGCCUCCUAUUUCCGGCCGCCAUGGUGGAGGAGGCAUCGGCGUCGGCGCUGGAUUCGUUCCGACGCCGUUGGCAAGCCGAGCUAGCCCGGGAUGAUCCGAGGCGGCGGAGGAAGAGCGGCGGGAGCCGGAAAAGGCCUCGAAAUGCGGAAGGCGAAGAGCCGCCGCAGCCGGUGCGAAGCUGGGGCGGCUACGGGGGUCUCCUGGAGGGGUUGCUGGAGGAAGAGCCGCCGCUUCCCCGCCUCCUCCGCAUCUCUCCCGGGCCUCAGGUGGAGGCCGGCCCCGCUGCAGAGACCCCCGGAGGAGGAGGAGGAGGAGGAAAGGAGGACCUGCUGGGGCAGCUCAUUCAAGACUUGAACGAAAUUAACGAAGUUCCCUUCUUUGACGUCCAGUUGCCUUAUGAGUUGGCAUUAAAAAUAUUUCAGUCCCUUGGCAGACUGGAGCUGGGCAGGUGUGCUCAGGUGAGCCGUACGUGGAAGGUACUGGCUGAAGACCAAGUCCUCUGGUUCCGGCUUUGUCAACAGGAAGGUUAUCUGCCUGACAGUCAAAUCUCAGACUUCCCCUGUUGGAAACAGACCCUCCGGGAAUGUCGGGAAAAGGAACAGACUCUGAGAACCAACUGGAAAAAUCGCGUCGGGGUUAUGAGCCAGUUGCAGCACGAAGUCGGGAACAUUCUGUGCGACGUGCAUUCCUACAACGGAGUGGUCAUUGCUGGAUACACGUCGGGCGAUGUGAAGCUGUGGGACACGCGCACCUGGGACUAUUCGGCCCCCGUUCUGGAGCCGGAGCAUGGCUUGGUGGAGCCUGGCCCCCGGCCACAUGCCUCCUUUGUGAGAAUAAACAGCUCUCUGGCUGCGUCGGCGUACGAGGAUGGGUCAGUGAAAGUGUGGAGCCUGCUGGUCGGUUCGGAGCCAAUCCACCGGUACCAGCACAGCCAGAAGAUUCAAGCCAUGGUCCUUUCGACCGAGGGGCCCACUGUAGCGACUGCAGCCGGGUUCCAGGUCAAAGUGGAAAGCGCCAACGACAAAGGAUACUGGGGAACCCUGGCUGAGUUUGAGAUUCAGAAAUGGGUCAGCUUGCUGUGUCUUACGCCCCAAACUUCGGGCUGCCCGGCUGCCGUAGUAGCAGCGGAGGACGCCAUCUACUUCUUGAAAGAAGGACAGCCGGCUAAAGUCCUGCAUUGUGUCUACGGCCAGCCUGUCACCUGUCUGGACGUCUCGGCCAAGGAGGUGGCAUUCGGAGUCAGAGGCCACGGCUGGCUGAUUAACGAGACCAACAAGAUUCUCCUCUAUAACGUGGAAACGGGGCAGUGUGUAACGCAACUCGGCGGUCCUUUGGGUGACUUCACAUGCCUCAAUCUCCAGGACAGUCCCCCACACAUGCUGGUAGCUGGAAAUAAAGUCAAAAGGGUGAUGGUGUACGACCUCCGCAGGAGUGAACCUGUCUCCUCGCUUUACGGCCAUCAGUUGGGGGUCUCGGCGGUGCAGAUGGACGACUGGAAGGUGGUCAGCGGCGGAGAGGAAGGGCUGGUCUGUGUCUGGGACCAGCGGAUGGGCAGCAAGCUCUGGGAAAUGCAUGCCAGGCACCCAGUUCGCCACCUCCGCUUCAACUCCCACAGCCUCGUCACGGCCAACGUCCCCAAUGAGAAAACUCCCCGGGGUGCCAGCAUCACGGACGAUGACUUGACCGCUCACCGCAGGCAUCGAGGCGUCAUCUACGCCUACGAGUUCUCCGUGGACCAGUUGGUGGCAGAGAGCGUCCUUCCCAUCUGCCGUUCCUCUUACAACGAAAUGACCGGCUACAGCUACAAUAUCGGCCUCGUGGUCCCCUACGACGACAUCUAGGCAGCGCGGUGGGAAGGAGACCUGUUCUCUGUGGAGACCCAGAAGAAGACAAGAGAUUUUUCGUCGUCCGGGUCAUGGUUGUCCCAAAGUUGCUUUUCUUUCCAGCUGGACUUUCUGGUGUGUUUUGUUUUUUCUUUGAAGACGUUUCGCUCGUCAUCCGAGAAGCUUUUUGGAUGAGAAGCGAAACGUCUUCGAGGAGAAAGGAAAUCCAGUGUCCACUUGGAAGGAAAAGCACCUUUGGAACAAGGGAAGAUUAACUAAGCUGGACCCUGGAGAAGGGGAACCCCAAGGAUGGAGUUCCUACAGAGCUCUCCGGCGAGGACUCGGGCUGGCCAAGCAGGCAGCGGCAGAAGUGGGUGAACAUGGGGAUCUCCCAAAACCUCUAACACCACCAAUUGUAGGAACGAAGAGAUCAGGGGUGGGCUCUGGGGUGAAAUCUAAUUUUUUUUUUUGCUACUGAUUCUGUGGGCGUGGCUUGGUGGGGGUGUCAUGUGACUGGGUGGGCGUGGCUAUGUGGCUGGAGGAAUCAAAAGACAGAAACUCACUAACCAUGUCCUGCUGGAGCAGGGUUGGACUAGAUCAGAGGUCUCCAACCUUGGCCCCUUUAAGACUUGUGGACUUCAACUCCCAGAGUUCCUCAGGAAUUCUGGGGGUUGAAGUCCACAAGUCUUAAAGGGACCAAGGUUGGAGACCCCUGGACUAGAUGACCUCCAGGUCCCUUCCAGCCCUGGAUUAUCCUCUGAAGCUGCAUCUAGUGCCAGGUUUGUACCCCUUCCUUCCUCUCCUCCUUUCCUUCCCUGCCUCCCUCCUUUCUCUCUCUCUCUCUCUUUC
Molecule: messenger RNA, 2680 nt
Organism: Ahaetulla prasina
Lineage: Eukaryota; Metazoa; Chordata; Lepidosauria; Squamata; Colubridae
Gene: FBXW8
Product: F-box and WD repeat domain containing 8
Exons: 11
Coding region: 29-1849 (606 amino acids)
Biological process (GO): protein ubiquitination; cilium assembly
Cellular component (GO): centriole; ciliary basal body; Cul7-RING ubiquitin ligase complex
Molecular function (GO): protein binding
Source: RefSeq, a predicted model, not a curated record